CCUACCUUACCUUACCUACUCCCACGGCCGCAAUGCCGUCCUUCACCGCCACCCACGCCAACGGACAAACCUCCUACUGCGAAAUCGACAACUUCACAGACCCAUGGGCCGCCCCGCCGCCCACACUCCUAAUCCAGCACGGCUUCGCGCGCACCUCUCAAUUCUGGUACCACUGGAUCCCCUCAUUAUCGCGGAACUUCCGCAUCAUCCGACGGGACAUCCGUGGUCACGGGCGGUCCUCUUUCCCCUCCCCGGACUCGCCUUACCCCUACACCGUCUCGACAAUCCUAUCCGAGAUCCUCGAAACCCUCGACCAAGCGGGCGUCACCCGCGCGCACCUCCUCGGCGAAAGCACCAGCGGCAUAGUAUCUAUGCUCUUUGCGGCGGCGCACCCGUCGCGCGUAGCGUCGCUAACUCUCUGCGCAUCGCCGACGCACCUCCCGCCCGCCGCGCAAGAGCUGUUCGCCUUCGGCUACGAGGACUGGCCGGGCGCGUGCCGGGCGCUCGGCAGUCGUGGGUGGGCGCAGGCGCUGGCCGCCGUGGGCGGGACGGUUGCCGGCGAGGAUCCGGCGUAUCUGAGCUGGUGGCUCGAUGAGGUCGCAAAGAGUCAGGCUGAGGGCCUGGCGGGCUAUGCGGAGUUCUUGGGCGCGCUGGAUGCGCGCCCGGUGUUGGCGGGGAUUAGGACGCCGACGCUGAUACUGGCGCCGACGAGGAGCGCCGCUGUGCCCUUGGAGGCGUCUAGGUGGCUAAAGGGGCAGAUUGAGGGGGCCAGGUUGGUCGAGGUCGAUGGGAAGGGGCAUGAGAUCUAUGCGGAGUGUGCGGAGCUGUGUCAGCAGGAGGUGUUGAAGUUUUUGAAGGAGGUCGAGGGGUAGUGGGCUGAUAUAUCCUGUAUAUGCGGAGAGUUGAUGCGCUGUCUUUUGUGGAUGAGGGACGGG
This is a messenger RNA of Tricharina praecox, 935 nucleotides long. Its product is annotated as Alpha/Beta hydrolase protein. Lineage: Eukaryota; Fungi; Ascomycota; Pezizomycetes; Pezizales; Pyronemataceae. The record is from RefSeq and is a predicted model, not a curated record. The coding region runs from base 33 to 872 and encodes 279 amino acids. The transcript has a single exon.